Messenger RNA from Temnothorax curvispinosus, 1524 nucleotides. RefSeq lists its product as uncharacterized. The record is from RefSeq and is a predicted model, not a curated record. The coding region runs from base 171 to 1157 and encodes 328 amino acids. Lineage: Eukaryota; Metazoa; Arthropoda; Insecta; Hymenoptera; Formicidae. The transcript has 7 exons.
CCUGCGUACAGUGAUGUGCGGAGAGUGAUCGGAAGAUACCAGUUCACGUAGAUACCAGUAGAUACAAUUGCAGAAAGAAAACGAGCAGGCCGAACGCGUUCAUCAGUGACCAGUGUUCAAUCUCACAGUGCAGUGCUUGGAUUCAUUUUACAGUAAUCGAUUUGUCACCUAUGCUGUCGGUCUGUCUUCACAGCGUUAGCAAUAACAUUCUCAACAUGAGCGAAAACAAAAAAAUGGAAUCUAAAUCAUGCGAGAAUAACAAAGAUUGUGACUUGGACUAUAUAUGCUUUAACAAACUGUGCGUAGAUUCUACGAACUUUUGCUCGCGAUUCAAUCGUAUAAAGGGUGAGGUAAAGACCAUCAACGGGCAAAAAUGCGGACCUUGUAAGACAGGAUUCAGCAAAGAAAUACUCGCGGACGGCAAAGAAAAUGAUUUUUGUCAAAAGAACGUUACUGACACAAAACCCUACUAUGUAGAAUCUACAAUGGACAAUACAACGGAUAUAACAAAAUUGACAUUAAUGAUAAUAUUUCCAAUCCUUAUUGUCUUUAUUACGAUUUACUUAUUAAUGUGGUUUAUACGCAAUAGACGCAACUUUUUUACGCUGAAUAAUGCAGCAAAUACUGAGCUUGCAAUUACUGAGGUUGCAACUACUAAUACAAAUGACGAAUUAACAAGUAUUUCACUGGAAGAGCAAAGACCAUUUACAGAGCUUGCUAAAGAGAAAUGUUGUGACAAUAAUUACAGACGAACUAUAAACAAUGAAUAUCAAACUGCUAGAGUGUGUACACCACCACAGUAUCAAGUUACCCCAUUGAGGAUUUGUGCUAUCGUAGCAAGUGCACCUAUCGUAUCGUCUUCUGGUAAUAACGUUCCUGGCGCAAAUGUUCCUAACGAAGGAUAUAUUGUAGGGCAAUUACAAAACGAUAUUCCUGAUAACCAGUCUACAAUGCAAACGACUAUUACUGGACGGCCGGAAGUUAACAUCGAACAGGAAGAUAAUGCCAGAAAUACAACAUUGCUGCAGACUUAUUCAUCAGAUAGCGACACAGAUCCUGAGUCGAAUGAAAAGAAUAACGCUGAAAAGAAAAGUGAUAUUAUUAUAAAUCAAGCACUCAGUAAUACUAUUAAUAUGAGUGUGAAUGUUAUUCAUUAAUAGUUCAUUCAAGUAGUUAUGCAAAUGAAAACGAACGUUAGUAUUAAUUAUUAUUAUUUUUAAUGUUAGAUAAGUGGCCUUGUUAAUGUUAAAUCAAAACAGGUCUUGGAUUCGAUUCUGAUCUGUAUAUACUAUCCCAGACAACACUAUGUCCAAAAUCGGGACAUAAAACAUACAACAGGAUAUAAACGUACGUCUUAAAGAUGUUUUAAUACUAUUUAGGAUCCUGUGUACGUCUCGAUUUUAUACAGGAUUAAUUAGAAAGUUGAAAAGGAAUAAAGUAUGAAAUCAAUUAUAAAUCAUUUCAUAUCUCAAAAAUUAUUUAUAAGAUAUAUACAUAUAAAUAUGUAUAGGUACACACACACAC